UAUAUGAUCCCAAGCGCUCUCUAAAUUUUCUCAUCAACAAACAAAAAAUUUCAUCAAUAGUUGAGGGUAUAAUAUGAAUAUGGAAGCAAUAUCCAAAAUCUUGUUCAUUUCUUUGCUUUUCCUUUCAAGUGCAUGUCUUGCAAGAUCUGGAGAAGUUGAUGAUGAGAGUGAGUUUAGUUACGAUGAAAACGCGAAGAAUGGACCAGCUAACUGGGGCGAUAUUCAUCCAAAUCGAUGGGGCACCUGUAAAAAUGGAACAAUGCAGUCACCAAUUGAUCUUCUUGACAAAAAUGUUGAAGUUGUAUCUAAUUUAGGAAUACUUCAAAGAUACUACAAACCAUCGAAGGCCACUCUCUUAAAUAGAGGCCAUGAUGUAAUGUUGAGGUGGGAUGAUGGAGGAUGCUUGACGAUAAAUGGAAUUCAAUAUCAACUCAAACAAGUUCAUUGGCACACACCUUCCGAACAUACUAUAGAUGGUAAAAGGUAUGAUAUGGAGGGUCAUUUAGUACAUGAAACACACGAUGGAAAGAAGAUUGCUGUCAUUGGAUUCGUCUACGAGAUUGGAUUAUGCCCUGAUUUGUUUCUAUCCAUAAUUGAGAAGGAUUUAAGAGCUCUUGCUGAUAAAAAAGAUGCAGAAAGACACAUUGGAAUAAUUGAUCCAAAUCUAAUAAAAUUGGACGGCCAAAAAUAUUAUAGGUAUAAUGGCUCUCUAACAACACCACCUUGCACAGAAGAGGUUGUCUGGACUAUUGAUGGAAAGGUUAAAACUGUAACGAGAAGACAAAUGAAACUGCUUCGAGAUCUUUUGUUCAUGAUGUGAGUUGCUUACGCCCAUAAUUUUAGCAAUAUGAUCUUCUUUCUAAUUAUAUUAUCAUCUCUCAGAGAGGAUCUGUUCAUGA
This is a messenger RNA of Lycium ferocissimum, 899 nucleotides long. RefSeq names its product bifunctional monodehydroascorbate reductase and carbonic anhydrase nectarin-3-like. The record is from RefSeq and is a predicted model, not a curated record. Lineage: Eukaryota; Viridiplantae; Streptophyta; Magnoliopsida; Solanales; Solanaceae. Gene Ontology annotation, molecular function: carbonate dehydratase activity; zinc ion binding. The coding region runs from base 74 to 820 and encodes 248 amino acids. The transcript has 6 exons.